CAUACAGUCCACACAACGUGGGCAGAGGAAAGCAAAGCGGAGCGUCUCUGCCACUUCUGAACAACAGAACAAGGCAGCAAUGGCGACGAGGUGCCUCGCAGUCGCAGGGUCUCUUCCCCUCCUCUCCGCAUCCACAGCCGCCGCCGCGGCGGCCAGGGCCCAGCCUCUCCCCUCCGCCGCUGCGCCCCGCCGCGCCCUAACACGCCUUUCGGUUGCCACGGGCGGGGAUCAGCAGCUCGUCACCGCGCAGGAUCCGGCGCACGAACCUGACUAUGGAGUCAUUAGCCUUCAUCAUGUUGGCAUUCUGUGCGAAAAUCUUGAAAGGUCGAUGGCAUUCUACAAGGACCUCCUAGGUCUGGAGGUUAAUCCAGCUAGGCCAAAUGACAAGCUUCCAUACAGGGGUGCUUGGCUCUGGGUUGGCUCUGAGAUGAUCCAUUUAAUGGAGCUGCCAAAUCCUGAUCCACUGACAGGACGCCCCGAGCAUGGUGGACGUGAUCGUCAUACUUGUAUAGCAAUUAAAGAUGUUUUGAAGCUAAAAGAAAUAUUUGACAAAGCUGGAAUCAGCUACACACUCAGCAAAUCCGGGAGGCCAGCGAUCUUUGCAAGAGACCCAGACGGGAAUGCGUUGGAGUUCACCCAAGUUUAGCUACUGGAAGACUCCUUUUACGCUGUAGAACUUUUCGUAGCCUUUUUCCUCAAAAAAAAAAAGAAAAUCUCAUACCAUUACGCAGUUACGCUUGUCAGGGUGCAGUAUAUCUAGAGGUCCUACCAGGCUUCGCUGCUAGUAUUUCUUUUAGCUACUACAGAAUAAAGACCUGGCAGAUAAAUACUGCUUGUACAUAUAUGAUAUAUGGCAUGUCGAUCAAGUAUUUGAGGUUGACGGGUUUCAUGGUAGUAAUUUAUACCUCCAGAUGCAAGUAUGUGUAAGGUAAAAAAAAAGAUUUCUGUUAUACGGGGCAUCGAACUUUAGACCUGAAUCUUGCAAUCAUUUACAAAAUAUCAAAAUGA
Sorghum bicolor (sorghum) is the source of this 1008-nucleotide messenger RNA. RefSeq lists its product as uncharacterized. The record is from RefSeq and is a predicted model, not a curated record. Lineage: Eukaryota; Viridiplantae; Streptophyta; Magnoliopsida; Poales; Poaceae. The transcript is spliced from 4 exons. The coding region runs from base 80 to 646 and encodes 188 amino acids.